AUGUCUUCUAAUACGCGCAGGAAGCGAAAGUCGGGGAGAACAUCAGCAAAAUCAAGUACUAUUGAAGAGAUACCAGAAGAUGAACAGUGGAGACUAGUGCAAGAGUCCGGGAUUCUCAAGCAAGUACCUCAAAUACCCCAAGGUACUGGCACGAAGACCCUACCAGAUCCGCAGCCGACAGAAAACGACGAGAUCUUCCAGGUCUUCGUCUAUCUUAUUCCAUUCUCGUCCCUGUAUGCCUUGAUGGACAUACUUGUCCAUCAACAGUAUCGCCAAGCGAUUACCUUCUCUGGGGAAGUCAGCAAGCUGAUUGAAGCAGUACCAAUCUUAGCCGUCUUUAUCUUCUAUAGUAUGUCGUCAUCGCUGAAAGAUCUUCAAGCGAAGCGUCACAAGACGCGAAGAUGGGUGCAAGGGGUCCUGACCCUUCUCACGUGUGCGAGUGGUAUGCGGCUGUUCUGGGUUGUCAACAAAGGGACGUGGAAAGCUGUCAUGCGACAGGCAGCACCUCUCAGCACGGUUUGGAUAUAUGGCAUCGUGCAACUCCAUCUGAUUCCCGCCGUUAUCAGCUUAUGCGUCAUUGGUGCCUUCGUUAAGAUGAAAAACCUCAAAAUCACACUUUGA
Molecule: messenger RNA, 621 nt
Organism: Dacryopinax primogenitus
Lineage: Eukaryota; Fungi; Basidiomycota; Dacrymycetes; Dacrymycetales; Dacrymycetaceae
Exons: 5
Coding region: 1-621 (206 amino acids)
Source: RefSeq, a predicted model, not a curated record